This is a messenger RNA of Branchiostoma belcheri (Belcher's lancelet), 3020 nucleotides long. Its product is annotated as neurogenic locus notch homolog protein 2-like. The coding region runs from base 144 to 2243 and encodes 699 amino acids. Lineage: Eukaryota; Metazoa; Chordata; Leptocardii; Amphioxiformes; Branchiostomatidae. Gene Ontology annotation, molecular function: calcium ion binding. The transcript is spliced from 12 exons. The record is from RefSeq and is a predicted model, not a curated record.
AAGAUGGGCAAAAGAUUCCUGAAACCUCUAGCGGCAGGUCUGGAGCAGAGUUCAGGAGUUUUGGGGAGGUGGCAUGUAUCCUUCCCCGGUCACCUGUACGUUACGGAACACCUGCUACUAACGAAGGCGCGGUGGCUCAUGGGAUGCUGGUCUCUGUCAGUAACGAUGGAGAACGGUUCAGUGGAGAGUUGUUCUUCACAGUGUACGACUCUGUCUGUCAGGAGUGUACUGAAGGAGGUGACUGUGUGUGGAAGCAAAACACGUGCAACAUCCGAGGACACUGCUUCGGGGUUGAAGAACCAGAUCCCAACAACUGGUGUCUACAAUGUCUGCCUCAAUUUUCUAACACGACCUGGUCCAACAGGCAAAAUAACAGCCCACCGUCUUUCACCACCUCACCGACCAUCACAAAGCUUCCCGAUGAAAACCUGACCAUGGCCCUGAGCGCUGUAGACCCAGAAGGCAGACCUUUGACCUUUAGUCUCGUGACAUCGGGAGGUCCAGGCGUUACUGUGAAGCCAGACGGCGAGCUGACGUGGAUAGGAGACUUCACAACAACGUUCGACAUCAGCGUUACUGUUCAGGAUGAGUGUGGUUCAUCAGCAGAGCAGACGUUUCAGCUGACGACCACAACGUGUGACUGCCAAAAUGGAGGACUGUGUGUUCCUGAUCCCGACAAGCCUCGCGGCCAAGGCUACUACAACUGUGUCUGUCCAGGGUACACCGGGCAACUGUGUGAAACAGAAAUUGACGAAUGUCAAUCAAACCCAUGUUCCAACGGAACCUGUAUUGACCAUGUGAAUGGCUACAACUGCACCUGCGCGGAAGGAUACAUUGGUGUUAAUUGUGAUGUGAGUGUUAAUAAUAAAUGUGCCCUGGAGCCGUGCUUCCCAGGGGUCUCUUGUGUUAACCUGCAGGACGGAGGUUACCAGUGUGGUAGAUGCCCUCCUGGCUUCAUUGGAAACGGAUUUGAGUGUGAAGAUAUAAACGAGUGUGAUCUGAAUAACCACGGCUGUCCACAUCUUUGCGAGAAUCUACCGGGAACUUACGAGUGUACCUGUCCAGAAGGACUAGCUCCGGUUGGUGAUCUUUGCACGGAUUUGGAUGAAUGCCAUUUGGAGCUGGAUGACUGCUCCCAUUCCUGCACAAACACCAACGGAUCCUACACCUGCGGAUGUCCACCCGGUUAUGUACUUGGUACUGAUGCAAGAACAUGUGAUGAUAUCAAUGAAUGCAGCAGCUCGCCUUGCCAACAUGAAGGUCUAUGCCAAGAUGGCGUCAACCAAUACAGUUGUUCCUGUACCCACGGCUGGGCUGGAUCGCAUUGUCAAGAUGAUCUGGAUGAAUGUAACCUGAUAAACCACGGUUGUGAGUACCAGUGCCAAAACACUCCAGGAAGUUAUUCCUGUGUGUGUCCGGAGGAAUACACUGUCGGCGCUGACGGCAAAUCCUGCGUGGAGACUCAACAUCAGGAAACAACAAAGGAGAGCGAGAAUACACAGCAACCUAUUCAAGCAACUACCUUGAAAGUUGAUGACUGCAGGAGCCACCCUUGUCCAGACAAAGUACACCAAGACUGUGUCGAAGUAGAGGGUUUAUUUGUUUGCCAGUGCGUACCUGGCUACUAUCUGUCGGAGGAUGGCACGCAAUGCAAAGAGACUACAACGUUUAACACGGAGGUGACAAUUUCCCACAUCGGCACCAAUGAAGCGGUUUUCACAGAGAACGGUCUGGGUGAUCCGGAAUCAGAGGAGUUCAGCACAACUAAGGAAGAAGUGGAAGCUGCAAUCGAUGGAAUCUUCGCCACCAGCGAUCUGGAUAAUCGCUACAAAGGUUGUAAGGUCACAGGUUUUCGAGCAGGAAGUGUCAUCGCCAUCUUCGACGUCUACCUCGGCGAAGGAGGGACUGUCUCAACCGUUGAGAUCAAAGACAUCCUGUACGCCGGGAUACUGCUCAACAACAAUACUUUGGGCUCUGCUGGUUCAAUCGUGGUGAUUCCAUCAUCCAUCCUGGUGUUUAAAGCUGUCUCCAAUGAGAACGCGCCCUGGUACAAGGAGCCGCUGUACCUGGCACUGCUUUGUGUUGGCAUUGCAGUUGUGGUCACAGUUGGUUUGGUUGUCGUUCUCCUCAACUACACUGGUCGUAAGUACCGCCGUUGCGGCCCUAGCACAGCGAAGUUUGAUGAGUACAACAUGAACAUGGAGUUGACUGCCAAGAACCCAUCUGUUAAGGCUUACAACUAGUUGAUGUCUUAAUUGCAGUAAUUAGAAACCAAUUAAACUAUUGAAUCAUUUGCCAAGUUACCACACUAAAAGUAGAAAAAAAGGAAUAAGAAAUGUUGCACGAACAUGUAAUUCAAUAAAACCUUUCCAAAACGUAAUCCGAAAUGGAACGUUAUUACAUUGUAAAAGAGGUCAGAGACCUCCGCUGAGUAUUGCGAUUUGUUGUGCCCGUACCUUCGCAGCUGUAAGUCAUGCUACUUUUGUUCCAAUGGUAUGUAGUUUGGCAUGUCGUCUGCUAGUACACAUGAGAUGACGCGUAUGUAAACCGGAGCAGUUUUCAGAGUGCAUAUUUUAUUUUAGAAGACAACCCUAUUUUGAUGGAACUGUGAUUUUUUUAUCAUUGUGUGAUUUGUGCUCGUUGUUGUGUAACGAUGGUAACCACCCUGCAGGUGGCUGAACAGCUGUCGGUGUUUAAACAUAUCCAAGACAACAUCAGUGAGGAUAUUGACAAAUGGCACAUUUGUGAUUAUUUCAUAAUUGAAGUGUUUGUUUUGCUUUUUGUAGGUUUUUUUUUUACAUUUUCUUCGGCACAACACACCUUCGCCCAAUCUGCUAAUAGUGUCACAACAGCACGGAUAUUUGUGUCAAAUUGACUCUUGUUUAGCUUAAGAGUGGUGAUUUCGUGAGGCCAUGAGAUUUAUUAGAUUGAAACUGUAUAAUUCAUAUGUAUUAUGCAUUUCUUUUUUAUGAUCCACCUAAAAAUAUACAGUAGAAAAUAGUACACAAUUGCGUUUGGUU